Molecule: messenger RNA, 3880 nt
Organism: Anopheles funestus (African malaria mosquito)
Lineage: Eukaryota; Metazoa; Arthropoda; Insecta; Diptera; Culicidae
Exons: 8
Molecular function (GO): nucleic acid binding
Source: RefSeq, a predicted model, not a curated record
CGUUUCACGCGAGCCAAGCUGGAUAAUUCAAUUGUAAAUCGGUACUUGAGCGCCGCGGACGACGACUUCGUAUACUGUGUGGAUCUGGACAUCCGGCGCUUCAUCGAGCGGUCGAACCCAAAGGCUGUGCUGAUCUUCCCACCGUUCAGCAGUUAUCGCCGGUUUCUGAUCCACAGGGUGUGCGCCAGUAGAUCGUUCAGCCAGCAUGAUAUCGUAACGUUCUCCAUCGGGAUCGGUGACGAACGGCGCACCGUCGUUUGCUUUAGCCAUCAGCUACUGAAGGACGUUAAGGCGACCAACGGGAAACGUUUCGAGGAAUCGACCGGCGGCGAAUACGGUACAGCUGCGGCCAAACCUCAUUACGCUAGCUGGCGUAGUUCAACGACACCACCGACAGCGUCCACCAGUACCAUCACUACCAGCAACAACUUUGGAGCUAGUAGCGGGAACGUUCACGCAACUACAAGCACCACUACAACCUGCAGCAUCAAUAGUUCGCUCGGGUGUGGACGAAAGCGUGUUGAAGGACGAGACGCAACGUACGAUCAGGCGGCCAACAUGGGCACGGAACCGAUUUUGCAGAGUAGCGGCGCUACCGCUGUCCAUCAACAGCAACGACAGCAACACGGUGCAACAUCCACCAACACUCAGCAACGAUCGUACCUGAUCGAUGAGGAUGCUGCUUAUGGCGAUGCGAUGAAAGGUUCGGUGUAUCCAGAUACGGUUGGGCACAGCCACCAGCAGGAACAGUCAGGGCCUUUCGGCAACGAUACAGGUACCGGUGUGAAGUUUCCGCCCGUGGUAGGAAUUUAUCGUCCACCGGCGGCAAGGCGUGCACUGAAUCUAGCGGAAAACAUUGUGCAUCAGCUUGCACCACCGGCAGCCUGUGAGCAUCCGAACGAUUAUGGUCAUUUAACGCCUUCCGCGCCACAUCCACCGGCAACUGUUCACCAGCCAGUUCAUCUUCUGCUACACGCCGCUGCGGGCGGUACCGAACCGGAUAAGAUAUUAAUCGCACCAGAUUCCAGAGAAGGCCAUCCACUAAGAAAGGACAAAGCGAGUGUUUGUGAAAAAACUGGUCACGCCGGGCAGGAAACAGUGCAAUCGUCAUCGCGGACGAACGUUCCGGAAUCCAAUCGACAGAUAGGAAGUAACGACAGUACCGGAAAUAGUAACAGUACGAAAAGCACCGGAGUUACAUCGCCAAGUGCAAGGAACAACCGUCCUCCUCGUGAAAGACGUCCAGAUCGUGCAGUGUACGUUCCGCGUGCUCGUCGUAGCUUAACAACGCCUCCGGUCGUAACAGCUCAGUCACAAUCUUCUCCACCAGAAGUUGCCGAAGCAAACAUCGCGAAAGUAAGCACAUCCCAAACGAAGGGCCUAUCGCGGACGGCAUCCAACGGAGUUGAGCAUCUCGAAUCGGCUACCCUUGAUCCGGUAACAACAGCAAUAGCACUAACCUCAACAGUGUCUUCCAAAGAAUUAGUAAAAUUAAAAGACGGAAAGCGUAAGCUGCUGGAAUUAACAUCAUCUGGAAAACUGCAAAGUGGCAAUACUGACAAACUAAAUUGUGAUACUGUGAUAGAAGCUCCGUUACAUGCUCAUACUCAUGGUGAGGGUGGUGAGGUUUCAUUAGAAUUGUGCAAAAAACGAAGCCAUAGUUUAGAAGAGCAGCAACAGCAUCAGGAACUGCACCAAACCGCUGUAGGAUUGGUUGAGGUGAAGGAAGAUAGGGAUUCGUUAACGGUUUCCCCAUUUUAUUUGAACAAACAUAAAGAAGAAAGCAUCGAGCUGUAUUGCGGCAACUUACGUACUGGCCAAGUCGAAGAAGUUUCUAGGGAGAAUUCUCAUUGCAACCCUGAAACAGUCGUCACGAUGCAACGCAACAAUCAACGAAAUCGUAAUGUGCGAAACACGACCAGCAGCACUACGCCGUCACCACUUGCCACCGGUAUGCUCAUCACUGAUUCCAACGAGGCAGAAAAGAUCGACCGUGAUGAGAAAGAAUUGCGGCGAGCUUCGCAGGAGAUCAAUCGCAGCAAUCGGCGCAUUAUGAAGCAAACUUUCAACUCGGACGUACUGGAAAUUGGUGAACCCACACCUCCAUCGACAGUACAGAAACCGGUAAAAGUUAAGCGCACAGCGGCAACAGUUGCGACAGAAAGCGUUGAAGGACAGAAAGCAAUUGUCACACCAGCAGCUGGUGCAAUAUCGAACGGUAAAACGGAAGAAGCAACCAGCGCUGAUGGGGAGGAAGAUGCGGACGAUUGGGAAUCGAUGUACGACGAUAAUGGUGAUUGUUUAAAUCCAAAAAUGCUCGAAGAACUAACGACGGCUGUAGGGAAGGUGUCGAUUGAAAUGCCCCAAUCGGAUUAUAAGCUGUUUGAAACGAAGCAGGCUGUGCUGAAUGAUGAAGAGUUUCCUCAUGUGCUGGAAGUGUCAAACUUUCCGGCCGAAUUCAAGACACAGGAUUUGAUGAUGAUGUUCUCGCAGUACAAAGAAACCGGUUUCGACAUCAAAUGGGUUGAUGAUACUCAUGCGUUGGCUGUUUUUAGUAGCUCCAAAAUUGCUGCUGAAGUACUCGCUACAGGCCUUUCGUUUGCACGUGUGAAACCACUGGCUGAAGCUACGGCCGAAUCACGAUCAAAGGCUCGCAAGUGUUCCAGCUCAUUGCAACCGUACCGUGCCCGCCCGGAAACGUGUGCCGCAAUGGCUCGAAGGAUGGUUUCGUCGGCGCUCGGCGUGAAGCUAAAAACUGCACCGGAAGAACGUGAAAAUGAACGUCGACUCUUGCGUGAAGCCAAAGAACGAAAAAGGCUCGCUGCCAAGCAACGUGAUGAGGUAUGGGACAGCUAGUGUUAGCAACUUCACGAAAACCUUUGCACGUUUGUCCGACCUUCACCGAGAACCGUUAUAAGUUAAAACGUUUCGCUUCACGUUUACAUUGCCACGGUUGCCAUAUCUGAUAAGAAGAGAUAGUAUAGUUUUGUUUAAAUGGAAUUAGAUCUCGUGAAACCGUGUUUUGCUUUACGCCAGCAAGCUAGAGAGCGGAAGCUGUAUAGAAACGAUACCGAGAGCAACUUAAAAAAUUGCCAAUUCUGCGGGUAAAACACGUCCCCGGAAAUGCAGCUGUGUACAUGAGGUACAGCGUAUUUGUAUAUGCAUUUUUAUUUUAUACUUUCAUUUUGAAUCCCUUUAACUUUACAAUAAUUCAUCAAUUUGCCCAUGAUAAUUGAUAGAACUAUAAGGCGUACCAGAAUAGGACCACUUGCGAAAAGAAACAGUACAAGCAUGAUAACGCCAAUAGACAAAACGAAUGAUUUCAGGAACAUACACUGAAUUUUUAUAAUUAUUGUGGCAGUAGAAACCGGAUGUAGGCCGUGGCAGUAGAACCGGAUGUAUGUGCAAUUCAAAGUCAUACAAGAAAACCACAGUUACACAGACAGGCAGGCAGUGUUCCAGAUCUACGAUGGAUGGUGUGAAAUCAAUCUAAAAUGUGGUGAAUUAGAUUAUUGAUCGGGGCACAGCUGUAUUUUUGUAUUAGAAAAUAUGAAAGUUUAGUUUGUUAUUUCUAUAUAUUGUGAGGGAUUAGAUAGAGAGGAAAGGAUCUGCUGGAAAUCAUGGUUGGAUUGUUCAAUCAAAAGUGAUUAUAAAUAUUAUAUAAACUAUCUACAACAAGUAUGCAUGAUGAUCAGUCGUGGUGGAGAUCCUGUUUCCUGUAUGAUAGUAUAAUUAAAACCCUUAUAUACAAGCAGUGUAAAGGGCGCGCGGGUGGCAAAUUUUGCCAGCUCGCUCGUCACUGUGUUUAUAUCUCUUAUUUACAAAGCAAAAAUAAUCGUGAGAUAUGAUCCUAAUAAAGAAUUUAAUUCAGAUAUUUAAA